Molecule: messenger RNA, 3965 nt
Organism: Effrenium voratum
Lineage: Eukaryota; Dinophyceae; Suessiales; Symbiodiniaceae
Source: the annotation of a GenBank genome assembly
AUGGAGCUGGUGAGCAGCCUUUGGAGCUGGACGGCGUCCUGCACCUGCACGAACCCCUCCCAGGAUUCCAAUGAGGUGACACUGUCAGACGGAGCGGAUAUUUCCGUCAUACAAGUGGAGCCCGACUGCCUCGUGCACAAGGAGAAGAUACUGGGACUGUUCCAGGAGAAGCCGUUCCUCAAGAGCAAGAACCACUACCUCGCGUUCUUCGUGGAUGAGUGCUGCAAAGCCAUCGCCUCCGGCCGAAGUGACGAGGCUCAGAAUGGCCUGGACAUCCUGCAGAUGCAAUUAGACAAUGAGGAGAAGAUGAUUGCCGCAGCUUUCAACAAGUUUGACACCGACAAGAGCGGCAAGCUGAUUGGCGAUGAGGUGCAGUUCAUGCUGGACUACCUGGGCUUUCCAGAUUCCAAAGAGGAUGUGAAGAAUCUGGUGCAAAUUGUGGACAGUGACGGCGACGGGUCGGUGUCCUUUGACGAGUUUCUGCACUACGUUGGCAAAUUAGGUGGCAGCGCUAAACUAUUUGAAGUCCGGCGGCAACAGAUCCGGGACCGCGGGGAUUUUAAGGACUCGGCUCACGACCCCGAGACCUUACGUGUGAUUCUGCAGGAGUGCGGGAUUUCUCCAGAGGCCCAGGCACAUUGGCGGCUCACCGCGAGUGAGUCAGAGCUGGAUAGCGCGGCAGGACUGAGGCUUUGCCAACAGGAAGCCAUCCGUCACAUUCGGAACCUUGCUCAAGAGAACCACGAGCGGGCCUUGCCGGACCUGCAGAAACGCGUGCGCAAACUGGGCUACACGGACACGGAUCUGUGGAUGGUGCUAUCCUGGAUCCGGGAACUGGCGCCAAUCAUUGUGCACAUCAACGUGGACAAGAUCGGCAAGUUCUUCAUGGAGGACAGCCAUUACCGCAACCAGUUCGAGACCAACACUUCGGGCGGCCUUUUGAAGACAUCUGCGCGAGAGAAGUGGGAACGCGGUCUCUUCGGCACAGCCUACGACCGCGCCAGCGCCUUCGAGCGGCCGAAGUACGGGGUGCAGAACAUUUGGAACGAUCCCAGGGGCGUGGUGGGCGCCAGGCAGUACGGCCACUGCAGCACUUUGGGCCAAAGCCGGGCUCGCUCAAAAGCAGCCGAGCUGGCCGGGCGCGCCGCGAACCGCGAACCGCGCCUUACCAAAACCGCGUUUGCGGGGCGCGCUGCUAAGAUGGCGGAGCGCUCCGAUGCGGAUGAGGCAGAGAGCAACUUGCUGCAGCGCUUCGAGGCGCUCUCUAAGAACUUCCGGUCGGAGGUCCAGGUGCUGCUUGGCCAGGAGCAGGAAGCCGCCAAGGACCUGGCGCAGCUGAGGCUCCGCAAUGUGGAGCUGGAAGAGCUGCUGCUGGCGAAGACCCAGGAGGCCCAGAAGGCCUUGAGCGCCAUUCGGGCCGUUUCUGGGCAGGACUCCGAGUCAGGGGAUUUGGUGAGCAUGGUGGACGCCUUGAUCGAGGCGAGCCGCGCGCAGGUGCGGCCGGAGGUGUUGCAGGCGCAAGCUGAGCUCUCGGAGCUGAAAGCCCAGUUGGAGGCGGAGCGGGAGGAGGGCCAGGGCCUACGCGAGCAAUUGGAGGAGGCGCAGAAGCUGAAAUCUCAGGAGGAGAAGGAGCUUUCGGAGUUCAAAGCUCUCAGAGAGAAGGAAAACGAGCUUCAGAUGAGCAAGAUCCAGGUGCAAAAGCUGCGGGGCGAGCUGGACGAGACCCAGGCGGACCUCCGCCAGCUGGAGCAACGGCUGGCGCAGCAAGCGCAAAUCAUCCAGGAACAGUCGGAGAAGGUGGCGUCUGUGGUGAAGCAGCGGGACCAGGAGGUGGAACAUGCCCGGCUCUUGGCGGACGAGAAUAACUCGCUUCGGCUGGAGCUUGGCAGGGACACGGACUACCUGAAGGUGGUGUCGGCCCCCAGGGACCCCUUGUCCUACAGGUGUGACGCCGGGCAACUGGACGAGGAGCUAACUGCGGAAGAUGGCCGGUUCCGGGAGGAGCUGAGAACUAUGGCCGCCAAGUUCCCUGGACUGGCAGGCCACAGCGCCUGGUGUGAGCUCCAGAUUGCACGGGCCUCCGAGUUGCACCAGAGCUUUCUCCACCGCCUCCAAGACUGCCGCAAGGAGUUCCCGGAGGACGUAAAGGUGGAAUUUACGACUCCCACGGAGGAGGUGCACAAGGAUUGGCUGCAGCAGGAGGCCCUGAUGUCCCAGGCAGGUGCUGAAUUUCAGGAUGGUGAGCAGGAGCACAACCGCCGGUGGGAGGAGCAUCGCCUGAAACUCACAGAGGAGCGGGACGGGAAGGUGAAGCAGUUGGUGGACCAGGCAGAGAGGUCUCAGAGCAAGGCGGAGAAGCAGCUGCUGCUGCACCAGGCCAAGCUGUAUGGCCAGCGCAUCGACGGGCAGCUGGAAAGGGCCUGGGAGGAGCAGCGCAAGGAGCGUGAGCUGCGUUGGGCUCAGCACCAGCACCAAAAGCAGGAGCUGCGGCAGAAGAUCAAGGAGGAGUCCCUGGCGGUGGUCCAGCGCGCGGAGGCGGAGGCCUUUGCCAGCGCCAAGUUUGCGGAGGCGGCGGCCAAGAAGUUGGCGACCCUCGAGGACGCCUUCCUGCGGAAUGCAGAGAAGGCAGCGGCGUUGAAUGGCAGCAGUUUGAAGGGAAAGGACCUCGAGAGCUGCUUGCAACAGCUCCGAAACACGGUGCAGAAUGCCGCGGUGUCGUUGUCCUGCUCUAGCCUGCCUUCCGGGGCCAAGCAGCUGCCGGCGCGGCACUCUCAGCACACCGGCGUGGGCUUGGCGGUGGACCAGAUGGAGGAGUUGCUGCAGAACCGCGCCCUGUUGCGCACCUUCUUGCGCAAGGAGCUGGAGCAACAAUCCCUUCAGCAGCUGCGAAGCUGUAUGGAGAGGUUUUGCUAUGGCGAGAAGGAGGAAAUGGACUCCAAGCACGCUGCAGCCAUCGCAUCGCUGCUGCUAAUGCGACAACAUAGGAACUUGGCCGAUGUGAUGCGCCGGCAAUUCGCAGACUUUCUGCUCGUGCUGCGCCUGUGCUCGCUUGCGGCACAGUGGCUGCUCCCCACAGAGGUCCGGCCGAACUGCGAACACCUCCCGCCCCUGGAGGACCCACAGGAGGCGCAUGACGAGGGCGACGCCUUGUACCAGACCUUGUGCCAAAAGAUGCUGCAUCGCGCCCUAAGGAUCUUGACGGAGCAGCAGCGGGAGGAGCUGCUGAGCCUGAAGCGGGACGCCUCCGCGGAGAUCCGCGCCACCCUGCAACAGCUCUGCCAAUUGGAGCCAGAGGUCCUGGAAAAGGCGACGCGGCGGGACGUUAAGGAGUUUCAGGUGCAAGUGGCGGCACGGCUUCUGUUUGACUGUGAGCGGCAGAUCAAGGAGGAGCACAAGCGACAAGCCAGCAGGGUAAACCAGAAUGUGGACUUGCAGAUUGCCCGGUACAAGCGGGAGAUUCAGGAGGAGGAGCAAUCCAUCAUCCUGGAGCGCCGCAAAUGGCUGAUGGACAGGAUCGUGGUGCUUCAGAACGGCACCGGCAGCGACAGGGCCCUUGCGCGCCUUCGAGCAGAGCUCCGAGCCUGCGAUGCCAAGACCACCCGGGCGCCGGCGCCGGCUCCGCAGACUCCACGUCGGCAUGAGCUGCGGGAGUCGGUGGAAGUGUGGCCACUGAGAUCCGAGAAGUUGGAGCCGCUGGGCUCCCCGUUGCUGGCGCCGGGCAAAGCUCGGCCCCGCACCAAGCUGCCGCCAGUGCCGCUCACAGCCAGGUGAGCGGCAAGCAGCAGAGCAGUUCUCAUGCGCGAAUGCAGCUGAAGGGAAGAGGUUUCAUCAACCUUGUGCAUGAUUUAUGCGAUGUGAAAUGGCGCGUGAGUGUGCCAGUGGCUUGCUGGCUACCUGGCUAGUGAUCCUUCGUGGGCUGGCAGCAUAAAGAAGAUGGGGGUGGUGUGUUGCAUCAUGCGCACUGG